Cucurbita maxima (winter squash) is the source of this 2520-nucleotide messenger RNA. Its product is annotated as root phototropism protein 3-like. The record is from RefSeq and is a predicted model, not a curated record. Gene Ontology annotation, molecular function: protein binding. The transcript is spliced from 4 exons. Lineage: Eukaryota; Viridiplantae; Streptophyta; Magnoliopsida; Cucurbitales; Cucurbitaceae. Bases 244 to 2271 code for a protein of 675 amino acids.
AAUGGAAUCAGAAUGAUCCGUCACCUAUACACCUAACUCUCAGCCCAUUACUCCACAGCCUGUGAAAAAGUGUUCCUUAAGUUCAUCCACUGAAAAAUCAGUGAAGAACCCGACAAUUCAACAAUCAUCCCAUGUGGGCUUCUUCCAUCUCCCCCCUCUUCUUCAUAUCCUCCUCCUUCCUCCGCCAUUUCCCCCCCUCUCCUCCCACUUUCCCCACAGACAAACCCACCAUUUCCCUUCAUCAUGUGGGAAUCUGAAAGCGACUCCGUCGGUGCUCGAGAUUACGCCAAUGGCGUCCCCCACUCCGCCAAACACGCCCUCAAGACCGAUGGCUUCCAGCUCCGAGGCAACUCCUGGUAUGUUUCCACUGAUAUCCCAAGUGACUUUUUAGUACAAGUUGAGGAUAUGAACUUCCAUUUGCAUAAGUAUCCUCUUCUUUCUAGAAGUGGGAAGAUUAACAGAUGCAUAUAUGAAUCAAGAGACCCAGAUUUGAAUAAGGUUGUUUUGGAUGAUCUUCCUGGUGGGGCGGAGGCUUUUGAACUUGCUGCUAAGUUUUGCUAUGGGAUAGCAGUUGAUUUAACAGCAGCUAAUAUCUCUGGCCUUAGAUGUGCUGCUGAGUAUCUAGAAAUGACAGAAGAUUUGGAGGAAGGUAAUUUGAUAUUCAAAACUGAAGCAUUUCUUAGCUAUGUGGUACUAUCUUCAUGGAGGGAUUCAAUAGUUGUGUUGAAAAGUUGUGAGAAGCUCUCACCAUGGGCUGAGAAUCUACAAAUCGUGCGACGAUGCAGCGAGUCGAUCGCUUGGAAAGCUUGUGCCAAUCCGAAAGGAAUUAGAUGGGCUUACACUGGGAAACCUCCCAAAGUUUCUAGUAGUCCUAAAUGGAAUGAUUUGAAGGAUUCAAGUCCUAGCAGGAAUCAGCUUGUUCCUCCUGACUGGUGGUUUGAGGAUGUCUCAAUCUUGAGGAUUGAUCAUUUUGUUAGAGUAAUCACAGCAAUUAAAGUAAAGGGUAUGAGAAUUGAACUCAUUGGAUCAUCAAUUAUGCAUUAUUCAUCUAAAUGGCUUCCGGGUUUGGUGAUCGAUACGACGAGUGCUGGUGACGAAGGAAGUACCAGCACCACGAGUAACACGAGCAGUGGCAGCAACAGUUGGAAAGGUGGGCUUCAUAUGAUUGUGGCUGGUAACAAGGAAGAUCCCUCGACGAUUCAAGCGAAAGAUCAACGCAUGAUCGUCGAGAGCUUGAUCAGUAUCAUUCCUCCACAGAAAGAUUGUGUCUCCUGUAGCUUCCUUCUAAAGUUACUUAGAAUGGCAAACAUGUUGAAAGUUGCACCAGCAUUGGUCACUGAGCUGGAGAAAAGAGUUGGAAUGCAGUUUGAACAAGCUACACUUGUGGAUCUUUUGAUCCCAUCUUACAGCAAGAGUGAUACAAUGUAUGAUGUUGAUCUUAUUCAGAGGCUGCUAGAGCAUUUUCUUGUUCAAGAACAGACUGAAAUUUCGAGUCCGAGCCGACAAUCAUUUUCUGAUAAACAUAUGAAUGAUGGAUCUCAGAGAGAGACUGCCCCAAAUGCUAAGAUGAGGGUGGCAAGGCUUGUUGAUAGUUACCUAACAGAGGUGGCUAGAGAUAGAAACCUUACCUUGACAAAGUUUCAAGUAUUGGCUGAAGCUCUGCCAGAAUCGGCUCGAACGUGUGACGACGGGCUUUACCGAGCUAUUGAUUCCUAUCUUAAGGCACACCCUACGCUAACUGAGCACGAGAGGAAGCGACUAUGUCGAGUAAUGGACUGCCAGAAGCUGUCCAUGGACGCCUGCAUGCACGCAGCACAAAACGAAAGGCUUCCAUUACGAGUAGUGGUUCAGGUUCUUUUCUCAGAACAAGUAAAAAUAAGCAAUGCAAUUGCGAACUCGUCGCUAAAAGAAGCGACUGAUUCGCAGUUUCAAACGCUUGUAACUAACAGAAAAACGCUGCUGGAAGCUACACCACAGUCAUUCCAAGAAGGAUGGGCAACUGCUAAGAAAGACAUAAACACACUGAAAUUUGAGCUAGAGAGUGUGAAGACUAAGUACCUUGAGCUUCAAACUGAAAUGGAAAGCCUGCAGAGACAGUAUGAGAAGGUUUCAAAGCAGAAGCAGAGCUCUGCGUGGACCAGUGGGUGGAAGAAACUGAGCAAACUGACAAAGAUGUCGAAUUUGGAAACCCCUGAAAAUGAAUCACAGCAUCAAAACAUGGGAGAACAGACUAAAAAAGUACACAGAAGAUGGAGGAACUCAAUAUCUUGAGGAAUAAGUAUCAGGGUGAAAAUGGGAAUUCACUCUCUACUUUUUUUUUUUACAGCAAUCAAUCACCUUCUGCUGGUUGCAAUAGGCUUAUAUAAUUCAUCUGUUUCCCAAAUUUGUAGUGGUCUCUUUUCACUCCUUGGUGAGUUUUGUGCCAUUAUUUCUAAGAUUUUUUACUGGUGAGAGUGGGAGGUUAGUCAUAUGGUUCCUGCAAUUGGUGAAAAAUAAAGCACAUUUCUUUUACUGGUUUAA